Molecule: messenger RNA, 746 nt
Organism: Selaginella moellendorffii
Lineage: Eukaryota; Viridiplantae; Streptophyta; Lycopodiopsida; Selaginellales; Selaginellaceae
Product: histone H2A-III
Exons: 1
Coding region: 238-636 (132 amino acids)
Cellular component (GO): nucleosome
Molecular function (GO): structural constituent of chromatin; DNA binding; protein heterodimerization activity
Source: RefSeq, a predicted model, not a curated record
GAGAAGAGUUUAAACUUGGGCCGUUGGAUGUGGGCUCGAUCGGACGGCUGCAAGUGGCGAUCCCAGUCCUCGAUGGAGAUUGGCCCGUGUGUGUAUAUAUAGGGCUCUUGAGACACUGCCCGUGCUGUUGAAUCGUUGCUCCUCUUCUUCCACGCUCGCCUAGGCCUGGAUUGUGGAUUUCUUCCCUCGCUCCUCAAUUCUUGGGAGAUUUCUUCUGCGUAGCGUUGAGAUUUCGCGAUGGCUGGUGGAGGCCGUGGCAAAUCCGCGGGCAAGAAGGCCGUGUCGAGGAGCGCCAAGGCGGGGCUCCAAUUCCCGGUGGGGAGGAUCGCCAGGUUCUUGAAGCAUGGGAAAUACGCCGAGCGUGUCGGCGCUGGAGCUCCGGUCUACAUGGCCGCGGUGAUGGAGUACCUGGCGGCGGAGGUGUUGGAGCUGGCAGGAAACGCCGCGCGCGACAACAAGAAGAACAGGAUCGUCCCCAGGCACAUCCAGCUCGCGGUGAGGAACGAUGAGGAGCUGAGCAAGCUUCUCGGGCAUGUCACGAUCGCGAGCGGCGGUGUUCUUCCCAACAUCCAUUCGGUGCUUCUCCCCAAGAAAUCGGCCACCUCAGGCGGCAGCAAGGCCACCGAUUCGGACUAGACGGCGCGGCGAUCGCAAGAUCUCCUAGAUUUCUUUCUCACAGUGCAAUGUACCAUACACACACUUGUAAUUCUUUCUAACUUACAGAAAUUUCGAGCUUGGAUCCAUUC